AUGACCGGUACCUCCACCAUCAUGCCCGUCAUGCACGAGCACACCGCUUGCGAGUCGGCCUCGGUCGACUUUGGUACCCUGGAGCGCUCCCACCUGCAAGCCAUGCUGGAGUACGCCGAAACAGACGUUGCAAGCGCUUCCGUGCACCACUUGCCCGAGCUCCGUUCGCCCCCGCCUCCGCCAAAGCCAAAGAGCAUCAAGAGCAUCAAGCAGCGGAGCGACCUCCCGCGCCGGACCAAGAGCCUGGCACCGCCCGCAGCCGCCGAACAGAAGGCUGGCGGAGGGCGCUUGAGCCGCUUCAGCGCCGUGGUGGCUGGGGGCAUGCGCAGGAUCCUCAUGCGUAAAGGUCACAGUGACAAGGGUGCUGCCUCCAAGGUGGCUGUCGAGAAGUAG
Apiotrichum porosum is the source of this 393-nucleotide messenger RNA. RefSeq lists its product as uncharacterized. Bases 1 to 393 code for a protein of 130 amino acids. The transcript has 3 exons. The record is from RefSeq and is a predicted model, not a curated record. NCBI's taxonomy places the organism in Eukaryota, Fungi, Basidiomycota, Tremellomycetes, Trichosporonales, Trichosporonaceae.